AUGCGGCUCGAUAUUAAGAGGCAGCUGUUUGCCCGCUCGGAGCGGGUAAAGGGCAUCGAUUUCCACCCAACAGAGCCAUGGAUUCUUACAACACUGUACAGUGGUCACGUAUACAUUUGGUCAUACGAGUCACAGUCAAUCAUCAAAACCUUCGAGCUCACAGAUGUCCCCGUUCGUGCCGGUCGAUUCAUUGCGCGAAAGAACUGGAUCGUUUGCGGUUCAGAUGACUUCCAGCUUCGUGUUUACAACUACAACACUUCCGAGAAGAUCACCUCCUUUGAGGCACAUCCUGACUACAUUCGUUCAAUUUGCGUCCACCCAACUCAGCCCUUUGUUCUUACCGCCUCCGAUGAUAUGACAAUUAAGCUCUGGGAUUGGGAGAAGGGGUGGAAGUGUGUCCAGGUCUUCGAGGGCCAUGGUCACUAUGUGAUGGGCAUGGCGAUCAAUCCUAAAGAUACCAACACCUUUGCGUCAGCCUGUUUAGAUCGAACUGUGAAGAUCUGGAACCUGGGCUCUCCUCACGCCAAUUUCACCCUCGAGGCUCACGAGACUAAGGGUGUCAACCAUGUCGAUUAUUAUCCUGCAGCUGAUAAGCCGUAUCUUCUCACCACCUCGGAUGACAAGACCGUUAAGGUCUGGGACUACACCACUAAGGCGCUCAUCGCAACCCUCGAGGGCCACACUAGCAACGUUUCCUUCGCUUGCUACCACCCUGAAUUGCCCGUCAUCAUCUCGGGUUCUGAAGAUGGAACAAUUAAGAUCUGGCACGCCAACACCUAUCGCCUGGAGCAGUCACUAAGCUAUGGUUUGGAGCGUGCAUGGUGUAUUGCUCACCAACCAGGCCGACAAGGGGUCGCAAUGGGAUUCGAUGAUGGUGCAGUGGUUGUCAAGAUGGGUCGAGAAGAGCCUGCCGUCUCAAUGGACGGUUCCGGAAAGCUCAUCUGGGCCAAGCACAGCGAGGUGGUAUCGACUGUCAUUAAGGGUGGCGAUGCUAGCUUGAAGGAUGGCGAGCCUCUCUCAUUGCCGACAAAGGAUCUGGGCACAUGUGAAGUGUACCCGCAAACUUUGUCUCACUCCCCUAAUGGACGAUUUGUUUCCGUUUGUGGAGAUGGCGAGUAUAUUAUCUACACUGCUCUGGCGUGGAGAAACAAGGCUUUCGGCCAAGCCCUAGAUUUUGCCUGGGGUGCAAAGGACAACAGCAACGACUACGCUAUCCGCGAGUCCGCGACCAGUGUCAAGAUUUUUAAGAACUUUAAGGAGCAAAGCGGUGGUCUUGAUGUUGGAUUCCAAGCUGAAGGUCUCAGUGACGGUGUUCUGCUUGGUGUAAAGGGCCAAGGUGGUAUUGGUCUGUUCGACUGGGAGAGUGGUAAUUUGGUCCGAAGGAUCGAAGUUGACCCAAAGAAUGUCUACUGGUCUGAAUCUGGAGAGCUAGUCACACUUGCUUGUGAAGACGACUUUUACGUCCUUCGCUACUCUCGAGAGAACUAUAUUAAUGGCAUGAACAAUGGCGAAGCCGAUGAAGACGGAGUCGAGGCAGCUAUUGAGCAUGUCGCUACUAUUAAUGAGUCUGUCCGCACUGGUGAGUGGGUUGGCGACUGCUUCAUCUACACCAGCUCCACCAACCGCCUUAACUACCUUGUGGGUGACCAGACCUACACUAUCUCCCACUUCGACCAGCCCAUGUACAUUCUCGGCUACCUUCCUCGGGAUGGCCGAAUCUACCUGUCUGACAAGGAUGUCAGCGUCGUGUCAUUUGCCUUGUCCCUCAGUGUGGUAGAGUACCAGACAGUAGUGCUACGUGGUGAUCUAGAUACAGCAGCAGAGCUGCUCCAGGAUGUGCCUCAAGAUCAAAUGAACAAGAUUGCCCGUUUCCUCGAGGGUCAAGGGUACAAGGAGCUGGCUCUCGAGGUUGCAACCGACCCAGAGCAUCGAUUUGACCUGGCUCUCUCACUCAAUGACCUCCAGACUGCCCUUGUGAUUGUUCGUGAGACCAGUGUGGACUCCCCGCACAAGUGGAAGACUGUUGGCGAUGCUGCUCUAGCUUCUUGGAACCUCUCACUGGCCCAGGAGUGCUUUUCCAACGCCAAGGAUUUCGGUUCUCUCUUGUUGGUGCAUACAGCCAGUAACAACCGCGAGGGACUCCGUACUUUGGCUACGCAAGCCUCUGAGGCAGGUCUUCACAAUGUUGCCUUCUCGACUCUAUGGUCUCUCGGUGACGUCGAUGGCUGCAUUGACCUUCUCGUCCAGACUAACCGCGCUGCCGAGGCCGUUCUUUUUGCUCAGACCUAUAAGCCCUCUCGUGCACCCGAGCUUGUAGUUCAAUGGAAGAGCUCUCUUGAGACAUCAGGAAAGAGCAAGGUUGCCCGUCUGAUCGGUGUUCCACCCGGUGCCCCGGACACUAUUACAACUGAUGAUGAUCUUUUCCCCGAGUGGGAUGAGUACAUCCGCAUCGAGAAGGAAGGUGUUGUUCCUGAGCCUCCUUCAUCGGAGUCUUUGAUUGACAUCCACGCCGAUGAUGAAACGGAGCCCGCGACCGCAACAAAUGGCGGCCCUGAGGUCGAGGCCGAAGUUGAGACUGAAGUGGAAGCAGCAGAGGAAGAGUUGGCCGAGGCUGAAGCCGAGACUGAGGAGUAA
This is a messenger RNA of Penicillium taxi, 2634 nucleotides long. RefSeq names its product coatomer subunit beta'. The record is from RefSeq and is a predicted model, not a curated record. Gene Ontology annotation, biological process: endoplasmic reticulum to Golgi vesicle-mediated transport; intracellular protein transport; retrograde vesicle-mediated transport, Golgi to endoplasmic reticulum. Gene Ontology annotation, cellular component: COPI vesicle coat. NCBI's taxonomy places the organism in Eukaryota, Fungi, Ascomycota, Eurotiomycetes, Eurotiales, Aspergillaceae. Gene Ontology annotation, molecular function: structural molecule activity; protein binding. Bases 1 to 2634 code for a protein of 877 amino acids. The transcript has 6 exons.